Messenger RNA from Trachemys scripta elegans, 982 nucleotides. RefSeq names its product G protein subunit gamma 3 (gene GNG3). The transcript has 3 exons. NCBI's taxonomy places the organism in Eukaryota, Metazoa, Chordata, Testudines, Emydidae. Gene Ontology annotation, biological process: G protein-coupled receptor signaling pathway. Gene Ontology annotation, cellular component: heterotrimeric G-protein complex. The record is from RefSeq and is a predicted model, not a curated record. Gene Ontology annotation, molecular function: G-protein beta-subunit binding. Bases 211 to 438 code for a protein of 75 amino acids.
UGCGCUCCUCCCCCCGGAGCGGGCAUGGUCCGCUCCCAGCAUCAAGCGGCUCGGAGCAUCCUCAAGGUACCACGGGCGCAUUGAAUUAGCUGCAUCCCGGAGGAGGCACAGGGAGCGGAGCCGUCUGCAGGGCGCCCGGGGCACCUGGGCACACAGGGGAGCCCAUCCCAGAGUCUCUCCAGCUCUGGCAGCGACCGUCGAAGGGUCCACAUGAAGGGCGAAACCCCCGUCAACAGUACCAUGAGCAUCGGGCAGGCCCGCAAGAUGGUGGAGCAGCUCAAGAUUGAGGCCAGCAUGUGCCGGAUAAAGGUAUCCAAGGCAGCAGCUGAUCUGAUGACAUACUGUGAUGCUCACGCCUGCGAAGACCCACUCAUCACCCCGGUGCCCACCUCCGAGAACCCGUUCCGUGAGAAGAAGUUCUUCUGUGCCCUGCUCUGAGCCUUGCUUGCCCCACCCCCUCAGCUACAGCCACUGUGUAAUGCCCACUCUUAGCCUCUCCUCCCACCCUGCCCAGGUGAUUGGGCAGGACUUCCCUGGUAGGGCCUGACGCACCGCCAAAGUUUCAGGCCUCUCCACCCACCCAAACUUCCACAGACAGGGCACCUUCCCGGAGCACAAGCCCCCAAAGCCCCUCCCCUUCAGGGGGAACCCAUCCCACCUCUACCCCACACACAUCAAAGCAGGAGGGGGUAUCACACCUCACCCAGGCAGGAGUCACACCAAGUCCUGCUCCCCUCUCCAGGCCUGGGGCAGCUGAAGCUGCAGGCCCAUCCCCAGCAGCGUCACACUGACCCCAAAUCAUCCCAUUUCCAUUAGGGGGGAGGGUGUUAGCUCCCAGCCUGCUGCUCCUGGGUGCCAAAGGGGGAAACGAGGCCCAUCCCCUUCCCCCAGGGCUGGAGGGGCAGCGUCCAGAUUGCAGGGCUCAGCCGCCCCACACAAUAUAAACUGAGACCUUGAGAAUAAAGUAACAGGAGGCACAGCA